UGUCAGCCUCUUCAUGAUCGCGAAGUUUGGAUAAAUGGGUAUUUUCAAUACAUUCUUCCAACUGAGUCAAUAACUGAUGAUGGAAAGCUUGUUCCUGUUGGUCGUGCAUGUCCGUUUCUUUACCCAACAUCUUGCUUGGUGUGCGGGGAAUCUACUUUGAAAACAUUGAACAGCUCAAAAGUUAUACUCAUCACAUCUGAAGGUUGUUUUGACCUCAAUUGGUUUAACAUACACUGUUCAUCAUGUACUUGGCAAUGGUCACCAAAUUCGUUUGACUGUAUAGUUCAAAGUGGGUUUUGGCCAGGAAGUCCUGCCAAUGUAAACUACUUGUUUCAUCAAGAGCUGUUUCUUCUUUGGGAUGCCUUCCGGAAGCAAAUGCCAGGCUCCUCACAAACUGCUUUUAUUAGAAGCUUGGAAGACAUGUCUCACUCCAAAAAAAAGGGCAGAUGUAAUUACUGCAGCAACAUUUAGGAAGGCCUUUGCAGAGUGGUGCUAUUGUCAAUUUGAACUGGCUUCGCUACAACUUCAAGAUUGGAGAAAAUGCCCACCAUGCAGUGUUGACCAACACUCUUGUCAUAUUGAUGGCAACCACAAGGUUUAUAGAUAUGAUAAAGUAUCAAGGGGUACAAGUCCUUCUUAUUACAAUGACCAUCUGAUUGUCGAAAAUGCGAAAGUAGAUUCUCAUAUAAGAAGCUUGAGUUCCAAAAUCACGAAGAAACAUAUGAAAGAAGAUAGUUUUUGUGGUGAUACACAUUGGAAAGCUGCAAAAGCUGUGUCGAAAGCGAAGAAGAACCAGGAUGAAACUGGAUUGAUAGUAUCUGGAACACACACAGAAUCCGCCCGACACAUCCGCACUCAAACGUUGGACCGUCAUUGA
Molecule: messenger RNA, 877 nt
Organism: Dendronephthya gigantea
Lineage: Eukaryota; Metazoa; Cnidaria; Anthozoa; Malacalcyonacea; Nephtheidae
Exons: 7
Coding region: 359-877 (172 amino acids)
Source: RefSeq, a predicted model, not a curated record